This is a messenger RNA of Stylophora pistillata, 1939 nucleotides long. RefSeq lists its product as uncharacterized. Lineage: Eukaryota; Metazoa; Cnidaria; Anthozoa; Scleractinia; Pocilloporidae. The record is from RefSeq and is a predicted model, not a curated record.
GGUGCAGCUGUCAUUGGUUUUCCUGUCCUUGAUUGUUCUGCUACGAAUUGCCUCAUCAGACUGGGUUUCACUUAGACAACAGAAUUGCAGAAACAAUAUUUCCUUCCCAAGUGACGAAAGACGAGAUUUGCAGAGAAAAUAAACUUACUUCGAAGAUGUACUACAUUAUGUUAUUUUCAAGUAAAAGAUCUUUUGAGAUUUUUACCCUCACUGAGUUUUUCUGUAUUGUGAGUUUAAUUUUGUGCCAUGAGCAUUCCUCGCACCAUUCAGAGACUCAUUCCUGUGGGAAUCAGUACGGUGAAGGUUGUAAUGUGGCCAAGAAUAAUCUAACAGAUGAGGAAAUGUUUCAGCGUGGACAUAUGAAACCAUUUGGAUCACAUCGUCCUCCUGAUUUCAUUGUGGAAGAACUUCCUUACAUGAUUUCCCCUGAGGAUUUCUAUAUGAAUUAUGUAGUAAAGCACAAGCCAGUUGUGUUUAAAGGUGCUGUGAAAUACUGGCCUGCAUAUACAAAGUGGACAGAUGAAUACUUGAAUACAACUUAUGGCCAAGAAAGGUUUCACAUGGAAACAAAGGAUGACGACAAAUGGAACGUCCCCCCUGAUAUGGAGCUGAGUACAUUUCUCUCUCAUUACAAUCAUUCUAAUCGCUACCUUGUUGAUGAAGUACUCCCAGACAUGCGAAAAGAUGUGAUUCUUCCUCUGUGUUUGCGCUGCGAAGAAAUGAGCUCAUUCUUUUUUGUGUCCUAUUUCUGGAUGAGCACUGGGGGAACAUCGUCAUCCAUUCACAUUGAUACUGAUGAGAACUUAUUGUGUGUCAUUCAUGGACAUAAAUCUGUCCUCAUGGUGUCUCCAGUUUAUUCCACACAUCUGUAUUCUGAUGAGUCACGGGUGUUGGGUGUCUUGGACAUCAAUCCACAAGCUGUUGAUCUAGAGAAAUUUCCCAAUGUCAUGAAAGUUCGGUAUCACCAUGCCAAUGUUGAAGAAGGAGAUAUUGUUUAUAUCCCUCAGAUGUGGUGGCAUCAAGUUAUAUCUAGACCUGAGCGUCAACAAGCAGUGGCCUUGUGGUGGAAAUCCAAACCCGCUUUUAAAAAACCUGGAAGGGAGGCACUACCAGUUAAAAGUCUUGAAAAAGAAAGGUUUUCCUUUGGAAAUGUCUUGGCUCAGUAUGAGUUAUGGGUUCAAAAUGUGAGUGAUUACACACCAAGAAUAAAAUGCAAGGACCAGCAGGUGUUCAUGAGCAAUUAUCAGUUUGAAAGUGACAAAUCCAAUGCACCACAGACACGGGGGGAUGGAGGUUACCUGGAAGAGGAAUUAGGCCUGAAAAUCAGUGAUCUGCACAAGCCAGAAUACAGAGAUUUAGACCCUUGCGACUUUGACUACACAAAUCAGAAAAGUCCAUGUCACUUUAGAAGCUGUCGCGACCAGGAGGAUGAAGGGAACACCAAGUGCAUCCGAUAUAUACUGGACUACUGCCUUCACUACGAUGACAGAGGAUGUGUAGAUCAGCUGCCACAGUUGAUGAAUAAGCUUGGAUCUUCUCAGUACAAGGAGAUACAACAAAUGCCAUCUGAGUUUUGAGCGCACGUUUGCUGUGCUUUCCUUUCAUGCUGCUGUACAUGUUUUAUAUGCUAAAUUCUCUAGGAAGUAAGAGUUGUUUCGUAGCAGUUUGUCACUGCUCUUGUAUUUUUAUUUUCCUUCUCUUUUUCUCUCUUCCUUCCCUUUCCCCCUUCAAGUCCUUCUCCUCAAGAGUUUUUAAUUCAAUGUUAAGGAAGCUGUGUAGUUUAUUGCAGGGAAGGGAAUCAAAGAGAAAUAUUGUUAUUUAAAAUGUAACAAAUAUCAUCAUAGACAAUUUUGUAGAAGAACCUCUAAUUUAAUUUGACAAAUUAUCACUUACAUCUGUUUUAACAUCAGCUUUACCAAUAAACUGAGUGUACAAUUUA